Molecule: messenger RNA, 3332 nt
Organism: Oncorhynchus mykiss (rainbow trout)
Lineage: Eukaryota; Metazoa; Chordata; Actinopteri; Salmoniformes; Salmonidae
Product: gap junction alpha-8 protein-like
Biological process (GO): gap junction-mediated intercellular transport; cell-cell signaling
Cellular component (GO): connexin complex
Molecular function (GO): gap junction channel activity
Source: RefSeq, a predicted model, not a curated record
CGGACCUAUCAUGGGGGACUGGAGCUUUCUGGGUAAUAUUUUAGAGGAAGUGAAUGAGCACUCAACGGUGAUCGGCCGGGUGUGGCUCACGGUCCUCUUCAUCUUCCGCAUUCUCAUCCUGGGUACGGCGGCAGAGUUUGUGUGGGGUGACGAGCAGUCGGACUACGUCUGUAACACGCAGCAGCCCGGUUGUGAGAAUGUGUGUUAUGACGAGGCCUUCCCCAUCUCCCACAUUCGCCUGUGGGUUUUGCAGAUCAUCUUCGUGUCCACGCCAUCUCUGGUGUACGUAGGCCAUGCCGUGCACCACGUCCACAUGGAGGAGAAACGCAAAGAGCGUGAGGAGGUUGAGCUGAGUCGCCAGCAGGCGCUGAGUGAGGAGCGGCUGCCUCUAGCACCCGACCAGGGCAGUGUGCGCACCACCAAGGAGACCAGCACCAAGGGCAGCAAGAAGUUCAGGCUGGAAGGCACCCUGCUGAGGACAUACAUCUGCCACAUAAUCUUCAAGACACUGUUUGAGGUGGGCUUCGUGGUGGGCCAGUACUUCCUGUACGGCUUCCGCAUCCUGCCGCUGUACAAGUGCAGCCGCUGGCCCUGCCCCAACACCGUGGACUGCUUCGUGUCGCGCCCCACAGAGAAGACUGUCUUCAUCAUAUUCAUGCUGGCCGUGGCCUGCGUCUCCCUCUUCCUCAACUUCGUGGAGAUUAGUCACCUGAGCCUGAAGAAGAUACGCUUUGUCUUCUGCAAGCCAGCCCCGGGACCAGCCCAGGGUGAGUGCCCGAGCUCCCUGCCCACUCCAGGGGGGGUCCUCAAGAGCCUGCCCCCCCUGGCCGUGCCUUCCUUCCAGAGGGCAAAAGGCUACAGGCUGCUGGAGGAGGAGACCCACCACUAUCCCCUGGCGGAGGCAUGCAUGGAGGCAGGGAGGCUAAUCCCUCUGGCCCCGCCCUUUCAGUGCAAGGAGGAGAAAGCGGAGGAACUGGGGCACAUGGAGGACAUUUCAAAGGUGUACGAUGGGACCUUGCCUUCCUACGCCCAGACCACAGAGAUAGGGGAGGACACACUACCACUACACCAAGAGGAGGAGGAGCAGCAGCAGCAGGAGGAGGAGGUGGAGGAUGAAGAGGAGGAGGUGGUGGAGGAGGAUGUGGUGGAUGGGGUGGUGGAGGAUGUGGUGGAUGGAGUGACGGAAGAGGAUGUGGUGGAUGGAGUGGCGGAAGAGGAUGUGGUGGAUGGGGUGGUGGAGGAUGUGGUGGAUGGAGUGGUAGAGGAUGUGGUAGAUGGGGGGGUGGAAAGGAAGAAAGAGGCAGAGGAGUGUGAGGAGGAGGAGGAUGUAGUGGAGGAAGUUGUUGAGAAGGUGGGGGAGGUGGUGGAGGAGGAAGUGGUGGACGGGGACGAGGGACCUUCAACCAAGGUGGGGAUGGAGGUGAUGGAUACGAUAGAGGACACAAGACCACUGAGCAGAUUGAGCAAAGCCAGCAGCAGGGCCAGGUCAGACGAUCUCACCGUAUGAACCUGUGAGAGAACACACACAAACUUACACGCACACAAACAUUGAACACAGGAGAACACACACAUCUAGCUCAAGACAACAAACACUUAUUACCAUUAGGACGUGGGUAACAUCACUCAAUAAGGCAACAAAAAGAUCUGUGCUUAUUUGUGAGAUAAGUGAAUAUUUUAAAAGGUUGUGUUUUAAGAGAGGAGGGAUAUAUUUAUUUUAUUAAGCAUGUUAGAUGAAACCAAAUGUAGAAAGGACAAACAUGCAAAGAGGGGAAAAUAUUUUUUACUUGAUGAAAAUCCAUGCUGUCGACCUUUUUCUAUUGAAAGACUCAACAAUAACCAAUGAAAGAUUACUAAUGUUUACAUAUUCUGGGGGGUUGAAUGGGUAGAGGGGAGAGAUUGAUCAUAUAUUAUUGUGUGUCUGCAAAGCAGUAAAAUUACUGUAGGCAGGCAAUCACUUUCAUAUGUAGCUGCAAAUAUGUUGCAGGUGGAAGGGCUGUUGCAAUCCAAGUCCGUUGUAUAGAAAACAUAUGACUCUUUAACACCAAGUUGAUAGUCCAUUUUUGGAUUGAAAAUAGUUAUUUUUGCACACAUUUCUUAGAGGAUAUAGAACUGUGCAAGGCCUCAUAUCACCUCAACUACGCAUCGAUUUGCUCUUCUUUCAAUUGAAGGCAGAUUGGCAAUGAAGUACAAGAGCAUAUCUGUCCUUUUCAUGUCUACAUACAGAGUAGUACAGCCAAAAAGCAGAGUAGUAGAGAAAAACAAACCAAAAAAGGACCAGAUGUUAAUGGUCUCUUUUCAAUGUGAUUCUACAUCUGAUCUUUUGGAUUGCUUAUAUCUUUCGUUGCCUGUAUAAUAAGUGGGCACUGUGAAAAGAGAGGAGUGCUGGUUUUGCCCGAUCACAGACUGGACCAUAGUAACAACCUCAGGCCAAAUCCUCUCUUUUCGCUCCGGGGUCAGGGCGAUAAAGAUCACGCACGAUCAGCACAAAGUAUUGUUGAGCCACAGACAAUAAAAGAAACCACUCAUAUAUGAAAACAAGCAUCCUUGACAUUGUUGUGGGGGAAAUCGUUUUACUUGAUUUUAUUUGCCCUUGCUGGGCCUUUCCCCUGUAGAAAUAUGAAGUAGUUAGGGCAAUGUUUACAACAUUUUCUAAAAAAUAUAUAUAAAAGGAGAAUCUUAUUGUACAUAAAGUAUAAUUGUAUCUGAUGUCUAAUAGCAAACAUUAUGUUGAGAACACUUAAUUUAAAUUCUGAUAUAAUCUAUAGCUAAAUUAUUAUUACUAUGAUGACAAUCGUUCAUUUAUCCAAUAGAGAAACUACCAGUUAUUUAUUUAAACACUAGAAAAAACUUCCAUAACUCUGCUACAGUCACUGUUUCAGUAGGGAAAAUGAAGUGCCUUUCAAAACCUGAGCAUUAUUUCCAGAAUUACCAAGGACUAGCAUUUCAGAACCUUUUGACCUGUCUUCUCUCUGUCCCAGAGAUGUUCUAUUUUUAGUAUUAUUAAGUUGUACAAGAGCAGAAGUUUAUCUUACAAGUACUUAAAAAAAUCGAACAAAAACAAUGCCCUAUGAAAGGGAUGCUUUAAAGUACAACCAAAUAUUUAUCUAUUUUUCUCUCUUGCGCUCUCUGCUUUAUUUAAAUUGCUUGGCUAUGUUGCUUUCUAGUGUAUAAUUUACCAGUGCUUUAUCUGUAAUGUACAUUCUCAAAUGUCUUUGUAAAGGUUAAAGUGCUUACAUAACUCUGGGAAAGCUGUGAAUGUCAUGUUUUUAAUGUCAUGUUUGAGAUAUUUUUCUUUAGCAUUCAAAUAAUCCUUUGUGUACUGUAUGCAACAU